This is a messenger RNA of Lineus longissimus, 9548 nucleotides long. RefSeq lists its product as uncharacterized. Bases 73 to 9531 code for a protein of 3152 amino acids. Lineage: Eukaryota; Metazoa; Nemertea; Pilidiophora; Heteronemertea; Lineidae. Gene Ontology annotation, biological process: protein monoubiquitination. The record is from RefSeq and is a predicted model, not a curated record. Gene Ontology annotation, molecular function: zinc ion binding; ubiquitin protein ligase activity. The transcript is spliced from 2 exons.
AUAAGAAAGUCUGCCAAGCGAUUUUCAAGGAGGUGAACUAGAUUAUUAAGAAAGACUCGUUGUGGCCUCACCAUGGCAACAGCGCAAGCCUUUGAAGAGCUGUCACCCACAAGUCGACUGUGUCCGAUGUGCCAGACAGAACAGCCCUUUAUGAAAGCAGUGGGACCAUGUAAGCAUGAAGUUUGUCUAUCAUGUUUAGAAGCCAACAUUGGCAGUCACAAUAUCGCUGUGAAUGCAUUUUCCUGUCCACUAUGUAAUUGGACUUUUGAUGCUGAACACAUGAAUGGAGGGGACAAAUCCACUAGGGUCUCAGCCGAAGAGCGACUCAAGACCAUAAAGGAGAAAGCCAUAGAUUCAAAAGAAGAGGGAUGUACCAUCAGGGUAGACCCUGACAUAGAAGAUGGUGCAGUUAGAGCAGAAUCACAAUCAGGUGAUGAAAAGAGACUAAUUGUCUCCAAUUCGAUCAGGCUGAACGUAGAAGACAAAGAACUCAAGUCAGAAACAGACGAGGGUGAGGAAUCUACCAUCAACCCAGAAACAGAGGAUACUGAGGCAGGCAGCAUCAGGGAAGAGACUAUAACUCCAGAUGUUGAGAACCCUCCCCCAAGGUUACAGCCCGAAACAGAAGAUGACGGAGCCAUCAAGGAAGAAGAAUCAGAGGAUGACAAGAAACCUAUUCUGUCCGAGUCGGAGGCAGAGGAGAGUGAGGAAUACAUCAUCAACCCAGAAAUGGAGGUUAUUGAGGCAGACAACACCAGGGCAGAGACUUUAACACCAGAUGUUAGUGAGGAACCUUCCAUCAGGGAAGGGUCAGGAAUAAAAGAUGUUGAAGAAGCCAUCGUCGCUCCAGAAUCAGAAAAAGGAAUAGAUGAUGAAGCUACAGAAGAGUCUGAAGCACAAGUUGGCAAGGACCCUACCAACUGGGAAGAGUCAGAGGUAACUGAUGGUGAAGAAGCCGUCGUCGCUCCAGAAUCAGAAAAAGGAAUAGGUGAUGUAGCUACGGAAGAGUCUGAAGCACAAGUUGGCAAUGACCCUACUAACUGGGAAGAGUCAGAGGUAACUGAUGGUGAAGAAAUCGUCGUCGCUCCAGAAUCAGAAAAAGGAAAAGGUGAAGAAGUCACGGAAGAGUCUGACGCACAAGUUGGCAAGGACCCUACCAACUGGGAAGAGUCAGAGGUAACUGAUGGUGAAGAAGCCGUCGUCGCUCCAGAAUCAGAAAAAGGAAUAGGUGAUGAAGCCACGGAAGAGUCUGAAGCACAAGUUGGCAAGGACCCUACCAACUGGGAAGAGUCAGAGGUAACUGAUGGUGAAGAAAUCGUCGUCGCUCCAGAAUCAGAAAAAGGAAUAGGUGAUGUAGCUACGGAAGGGUCUGAAGCACAAGUUGGCAAGGACCCUACCAACUGGGAAGAGUCAGAGGUAACUGAUGGUGAAGAAACCGUCGUCGCUCCAGAAUCAGAAAAAGGAAAAGGUGAAGAAGUCACGGCAGAGUCUGAAGCACAAGUUGGUGAGGAACCUACCAUAAAGGAAGGUUCAGAAAUAAAAGAUGGCGAGGAAGAUGCGAUCAUUUCAGAAUCAGAAAAUCGUCGUGAAGCCAAAUCAGAGCAUGAAACACAAGUUGGCGAGGAUCCUUACACCAGGGAAGGGUCAGAAAUAAAGGACGGUAAGGAAGCUGUUUACAACCCGGAAUUGGAAAGAGAAAUAUUUGCCGCGGUGGACCCUAAAACACAAGUUCGUGAGGAUCCUACCAUCAGGGAAGAGUCAGAGAUAAAUGAUGGUGAGGAAGCCGUCGUCACCCAAGAAAGAGAUAUGUGUAGUGGAGCCACUGGGGAGAAUGAGCUACAAGUUUGUGAGGACCCUCCUAUUAGAGAGGCAUUGGAGAUGACGGAUGGUGAAAAAGCCACAAACACCUUAGAAUUGGUCGGUGGUGAAGCCAUUGCAGAGUCUGAAGCACAAAUUAGUGAGGACCUUAACAUGAGGGAAGAGUCUCAGAUAAGAAGUGUCGAGGACGCCAUCAUCGUCCCAAAAUCAGAAAUCAUGCAAGAUGUAGAACCAAAGGACAGUGAGGAACCUAUCACCAUGGCAGAGUCUGGAGCAAAGAACGGUGGGGAUGAUGUAGAUAGCCGAGAAGCAGAAACCCUGGAUGGCAAAGGGUCAGUGUCUAAAACUGACAAGGCAGCCAUAGCUAUGUCUGAAAAUCUUAAAACCAAGGCCGAUAAAGGCUCAAAUAGGAAAUAUCAUGAUCAAAUUAAAGCAACUGAUAUAGCAAUGGAAUGGAAGCUCUUGGAUAAAAAACCUGCAAGUUGGCUUGAAUCAUUUACAUGUAACCUGCUGAAAAUACUACAAUCCGGUGUUGUCACAUCGUCUCCAAGAUCACCCGGAAGAUCAACGAUGAGAGCAGAGCAUUUGUGUAAACUUCAUUCAGCUGGACGCACCACUACUGAAUCUAGUAGUUGUGUUGUGAAAACAUCUGGUUUUGCGUUCGUCGAUGCACCAGUACCCGAAUCAUUCAAAUUCAGCAACACAGAAAUCAAAUACCCAUUUUAUGCGACAUCAUCUUCCAACAAAGUCCUUUUGAAACCACCCACGUUUCUGAAGGAAUUCCUGAAUGUAGAAUCCAAUGGAAAUGCCGACCCGAAACAGAUGAAUGGGGAAACAGAAAACACCAUCAGUGCAGAAGAAGAAAAGCAGGAUAAUGAGGAAGUCAAAGUCAGAGCAGAGACGUUUAAGGAGGCCAUUUGUACUGCAUCUAAAACACAGGGGGUUAUCAUCAAGGCAGGAUCAGAUCCACAGGAUGGUGAGAAACCAGAAGAGUCUGAAACACAUGGUAUCCAAGAAUCAGACUUCGACGAAGAGGUGAAGAGACCAAGUGGUAAAGAAACCAAUGUAAAUGGACAAUCAGAUACACAGGUUGGUGAAAAACCAAAAGAAUCUGAAGCUCAGGAUAUCCAGGGCCAGGGCAUAAAUCCAGAGCCAAGCAGUCAAAAUGGUGAGGAAGUCAACAAUAGGGAAGUGUCAGAAACACUUUGUGCAGAGCCUGAAAGACCAGAUAUUCGGGAACCUGAUUUACAGUCAGAUACAAUGGAUGUUGAGGGCUCAGACAACAGGUCGGGGUCUGAAACAAAUGUUUUAGAAUGGGCUGCUGAAUAUUUUACUGCUUUAGAGGAAGAAGCACAAAAUGGUAAAACACGCAAUUUUGGAAAAGAGCUGGGAUCAAAAAGUCUUCGUGAAUCCAAUGUUAGAGCAGAUCCAGAAACAAGAGAUGCUGCGAGAUCGGACAUUAGUUCCGAGUCGGAAACAAAUGAGCUAGAAUGGGCUGCUGGAUAUUUAACUGCUUUAGAGGAAGAAGCACAGAAUGGAAACACACACAGUAUUGGAAAAGAGCUAGGAUCAAAAAGUCUUCGUGAACCCAAUAUUAGAGCAGAUCCAGUUACAAGAGAUGUUGAGAGAUCGGACAUUAGUUCCGAGUCGGAAACAGAUGAGCCAGAAUGGGCUGCUGCUCAUGAGGAGCAGGCUUUCUGUGGCAAUGGAAAGAGAGAACCAGGCCUACAGGACAGGCAAACAGACAAGGAUAUCAUUGGGGUAACCAAAACAGAUCUGACAUAUCUGGGAGUUGGGUCAAAUUUCGAAACACCAGAUCCUGAUCAGACAAUGUCCAGGUUUCCAGAGAUAAAAUGUUAUCUUUGUUUCCACAAGGACCACACGACAAGAGCAAAAAUGGUGUGCGAAGAUUGUGGUGACAUCUUUCUGUGCCAUGAGUGCAGUGUCGAUCAUAGGAAAAGCAGAGGUACAAUGCGACAUACUUUGACAAGAAUCGGUGAAGCAGGCAGGCGGAGUGCAGGAAUCUGCAAACAGCACAUAGUGUUGUUAAAGUCAUAUUGCAAGUUUUGUGUCAAGCCAGUUUGUUGCGUUUGUGUCCAGCUAUACCAUAGUAAGCAUGAGGUUUGCCAGAUGACGGAUAUGAUCGCAGCAUCUGUUGAUGAACUCCUAUGCUGCUUAGCACAGGCUGAAGACAAGAUGCAACAAUUGAAGACUGAGGAGGCCAAAAUCAGAUGUGCAAGAAAGGCAAAAACCGAUGUGAAGGCAGUCCAUCUAGAAGGGCUUCGACUACAGAAGCAUAGGUUAGUUGAAGAAACAAGAAAGAAAAGUCUGGGUGAAAUAGAUGACGUCAUUUUGUGUGCUGCAGCCAAGGUCUGUGAUGAAAUGGAGCUGAUCAUGAAAGAAACCGAUAUUGAAUUAGAGAUGGCAGGUUUUGAAUGUAAUGGGGGCAUUGGUAGUGCGUGCAACACUGAACAGGAGGACAGGUCCCUAGGUGCCGUCGCCAAUGCCAGAGAUGACCUUGUCAGUUGGAUUAAAAAUGGAGAGUCAUUGCUACAAAACGUAAAAGCACAUCCCACAAAUCUCAAAGAUAUGUCUUUGGCAAUUAGCAUGCUCCAGAAUGCAAUAAUGUUUGAGCUGAGAACGCAAAAUUCAGUGCGGUAUGGCAGAAAGUUAACCCAGGGAUCAGUUGUCGCUGCUGACUUCUCAAUGGAUUUGGAACUCCCGGAUUAUAGGCAAUACGGUGUGAUUGGGGGAAUCCGAAUCUUGGGUGAGAUGGGUUAUGCCGCAGUAUGCCGAUCGGCAAAGGGUCAUACUGAUGAUCUUGUUAUGUUCGGAAAGGAUGGAAAGGUUGAGAAUAUGAUUGAAGAUAUUCCAAAGGUUCAUGGAAUGGACAUCAAUGCUGAAGACCAAGUUGUGUUACUUUGCGAAAAUGAGCAGGUCCGUGACUACUACAUCAAGGUGUUCUGCAACGAGACGAACGAAUGGAGAGAUUCAAAGUCUUUUCCACUACCAGAACCACUGUCCAUGGCACUCUCAACAAGAGAUUCCUGUUACAUCUUGAGUAAGGGUAGAGGAGGAGUUCGAGUGAUUACUGAAGUUGGUGACAGCGGAAACAUCAUCCAAAAGCUAUCCUUGGCAACCCCUGUAAGAAUCCGAGACCACUUCAGAAUAACGACAACUGGGAAGCAUGUAUACACCAUGGGAAAAAGCUCAAUAGCAGAUUACUUCUUAGUGGACGGUAGCCUCACACCAACUGGUCACUUGAAGUACGGGAAAUCGGGAAUUGGGGACAUACGGUACAUGUUAGACAUCUCUGGUGUAUACUUCGGUGAUUUGUUUACAAUAAGGUAUCAUCCAGUAGGCGUAUCAGCAGUGGUAAAAUUCGACCCUGCAAUCAAGACAAGCAAACAUAUAUCUGUUCAUAGGCAGAGGGAUGACAGGGCUAUUGAGCGGAAACCCUGGACUCGUCUUCAUGUUCGCGGAAAUCAGCUACUCCUCUCAGAUGACGGGAAGAUUUCUGUAUUCAAGCUAACAGCACAAGCAAACAUGCCAGUGAGAGAGGCCAACGUUAAUAGGCUAGCUCAAGAAACACUGAUUGGUGGUCGGACAUUUUCCAAACCAACAGCAUCAUCAAUUGCAUCAGCAACCCCACCAAUUGGAUCAGCCUCGGCCUUGGGUAGAUUUUCAAAUCCAAAAGCUACAACAUUGUUAGUUGGAUCAACAACAGCAUUUGGGGCAUCUUCAAGUCCCAAGCAAAGAUCAUCAUCAUUGGGCCAAAUACAAGCAGCUCCAAAUAGAUACUUCUCUGCCAAAUCUACACCAUCACCAGUUUCAACAGCUUCAGCACCUGAUGGGUUUUCAUUCUCCAAGGCUACGGCAUCACCUGUUGUAACAGCAGCAGCUCCUCGUGGGUUCUCAUUCCUCAAGGCUACCGCAUCAUCACUUGUUCAAGCAGCAGCUCGUGGUGGACUCUCAUUUCCCAAAGCUACAACAACAUCAGUUGUAGCAGCAGCAGCUCCUGGUGGAUUCUCAUUUCCCAAGGCAACACCAGCAUCAGUCGUAACAGCAGCAGCUCCUGGUGGAUUCUCAUUUCCAAAGGCAACAACAGCAUCAGUUGUAACAGCAGCAGCUCCUCGUGGAUUUUCGUUUCCCAAGGCAACAACAGGAUCAGUCGUAACAGCAGUAGCUCCUGGUGGACUCUCAUUUCCUAAAGCUACAACAGCAUCAGUUGUAACAGCAGCAGCUCCUUGUGGAUUCUCGUUUCCCAAGGCAACAACAGCAUCAGUCGUAACAGCAGUAGCUACUGGUGGACUCUCAUUUCCCAAAGCUACAACAGCAUCAGUUGUAACAGCAGCAGCUCCUUGUGGAUUCUCGUUUGCCAAGGCAACAACAGCACCAGUCGUAACAGCAGUAGCUCCUGGUGGACUCUCAUUUCCCAAAGCUACAACAGCAUCAGUUGUAACAGCAGCAGCUCCUUGUGGAUUCUCGUUUCCCAAGGCAACAACAGCAUCAGUCGUAACAGCAGUAGCUCCUGGUGGACUCUCAUUUCCCAAAGCUACAACAGCAUCAGUUGUAACAGCAGCAGCUCCUUGUGGAUUCUCGUUUGCCAAGGCAACAACAGCACCAGUCGUAACAGCAGUAGCUCCUGGUGGACUCUCAUUUCCCAUAGCUACAAAAGCAUCAGUUGUAACAGCAGCAGCUCCUGGUGGACUCUCAUUUCCCAAAGCUACAACAGCAUCAGUUGUAACAGCAGUAGCUCCUUGUGGACUCUUAUUUCCCAAGGCAACAACAGCAUCAGUCGUAACAGCAGUAGCUCCUGGUGGACUCUCAUUUCCCAAAGCUACAACGGCAUCAGUUGUAACAGCAGCAACUCCGGGUGGAUUCUCAUUUCCAGAGGCAACAACAGCAUCAGUUGUAACAGCAGCAGCUCCUCGUGGAUUCUCGUUUCCCAAGGCAACAACAGCAUCAGCCGUAACAGCAGUAGCUCCUUGUGGAUUCUCGUUUCCCAAGGCAACAACAGCAUCAGUUGUAACAGCAGUAGCUCCUGGUGGACUCUCAUUUCCCAAAGCUACAACAGCAUCAGUUGUAACAGCAGUAGCUCCUGGUGGACUCUUAUUUCCCAAGGCAACAACAGCAUCAGUCGUAACAGCAGUAGCUCCUGGUGGACUCUCAUUUCCCAAAGCUACAACGGCAUCAGUUGUAACAGCAGCAACUCUGGGUGGAUUCUCAUUUCCAGAGGCAACAACAGCAUCAGUUGUAACAGCAGCAGCUCCUCGUGGAUUCUCGUUUCCCAAGGCAACAACAGCAUCAGCCGUAACAGCAGUAGCUCCUGGUGGACUCUCAUUUCCCAAAGCUACAACAGCAUCAGUUGUAACAGCAGCAGCUCCUUGUGGAUUCUCAUUUCCCAAAACUACAAAAGCAUCAGUUGUAACAGCAGCAGCUCCUGGUGGACUCUCAUUUCCCAAGGCAACAACAGCAUCAGUUGUAACAGCAGCAGCUCCUGGUGGACUCUCAUUUCCCAAAGCUACAACAGCAUCAGUUGUAACAGCAGCAGCUCCUGGUGGACUCUCAUUUCCCAAGGCAACAACAGCAUCAGUUGUAACAGCAGCAGCUCCUGGUGGACUCUCAUUUCCCAAAGCUACAACAGCAUCAGUUGUAACAGCAGCAGCUCCUGGUGGAUUCUCAUUUCCCAAGGCAACAACAGCAUCAGUUGUAACAGCAGCAACUCUUGGUGGAUUCUCAUUUCCCAAAGCUACAACAGCAUCAGUUGUAACAGCAGCAGCUCCUUGUGGAUUCUCGUUUGCCAAGGCAACAACAGCACCAGUCGUAACAGCAGUAGCUCCUGGUGGACUCUCAUUUCCCAUAGCUACAAAAGCAUCAGUUGUAACAGCAGCAGCUCCUGGUGGACUCUCAUUUCCCAAAGCUACAACAGCAUCAGUUGUAACAGCAGUAGCUCCUGGUGGACUCUUAUUUCCCAAGGCAACAACAGCAUCAGUCGUAACAGCAGUAGCUCCUGGUGGACUCUCAUUUCCCAAAGCUACAACGGCAUCAGUUGUAACAGCAGCAACUCCGGGUGGAUUCUCAUUUCCAGAGGCAACAACAGCAUCAGUUGUAACAGCAGCAGCUCCUCGUGGAUUCUCGUUUCCCAAGGCAACAACAGCAUCAGCCGUAACAGCAGUAGCUCCUUGUGGAUUCUCGUUUCCCAAGGCAACAACAGCAUCAGUUGUAACAGCAGUAGCUCCUGGUGGACUCUCAUUUCCCAAAGCUACAACAGCAUCAGUUGUAACAGCAGUAGCUCCUGGUGGACUCUUAUUUCCCAAGGCAACAACAGCAUCAGUCGUAACAGCAGUAGCUCCUGGUGGACUCUCAUUUCCCAAAGCUACAACGGCAUCAGUUGUAACAGCAGCAACUCUGGGUGGAUUCUCAUUUCCAGAGGCAACAACAGCAUCAGUUGUAACAGCAGCAGCUCCUCGUGGAUUCUCGUUUCCCAAGGCAACAACAGCAUCAGCCGUAACAGCAGUAGCUCCUGGUGGACUCUCAUUUCCCAAAGCUACAACAGCAUCAGUUGUAACAGCAGCAGCUCCUUGUGGAUUCUCAUUUCCCAAAACUACAAAAGCAUCAGUUGUAACAGCAGCAGCUCCUGGUGGACUCUCAUUUCCCAAGGCAACAACAGCAUCAGUUGUAACAGCAGCAGCUCCUGGUGGACUCUCAUUUCCCAAAGCUACAACAGCAUCAGUUGUAACAGCAGCAGCUCCUGGUGGACUCUCAUUUCCCAAGGCAACAACAGCAUCAGUUGUAACAGCAGCAGCUCCUGGUGGACUCUCAUUUCCCAAAGCUACAACAGCAUCAGUUGUAACAGCAGCAGCUCCUGGUGGAUUCUCAUUUCCCAAGGCAACAACAGCAUCAGUUGUAACAGCAGCAACUCUUGGUGGAUUCUCCUUUACCAAAGCUACAACAGCAUCAGUUGUAACAGCAGCAGCUCCUGGUGGAUUCUCGAUUCCCAAAGCUACAACAGCAUUAUAUGUAAAAACAGCAGCCCGUGGCGGAUGCUCUUUUACGAGAGCUACAGCAGCACCAGUUACAGCAGCUCCUCUUGGUGGAUUAUCAUUUCCCAAAGCUACAGCAUCAUCAGUUGUAACAGCACCAGCUCCUGGUGGAUUUUCAUUUCUUAAGGCUGCUGCAUCAUCAGUUGUUCCGGCAGCAGUUGAGCUUUUGCCAAGCGAGAAACGCUCCAUUGGGAUAGUUUCAUUACCAGAGGAAACAACUGAGUCAUCAUCAGAGGAGGAAGGUAGAAUUGAACUACAAGAAUCAGCACAAUCAGUCAAGGAAGACUCCUUUCAUACAGAGCUACAAGAAAAAGCAAUUGAGUCAUCAUCACCCAAGGGAUACUCCUUUGGUACCCCAAACGAAGUAGCUCAGAAAUCACUGGUCAAGGAAUUCAGAGUUGAAAUGCCAGAAGUUGAGCCAUUACGAGCCAAAUGUGACACAUUAUCGACAGACAAGAACAAGAAGAAGAUACAGUUGAGGCAACACCUGCCAUCAGUACAGUUGAACAAACAAAAGAACUGCCAGCAGGAACAGUUCAGCUACCAGAAGAAACCACUGAUGCAUCACCAAGUAACGUGUACGCCUCUGAGACAGUUGAACUCCAAGAAGAUGCAGCUGAAGGAUCAUCGGCCGCGGAACACACCUCUGAUAAUGAUGACCUCAUAGAAGAUGCAGUUGAAGCA